UGGAGAAAAAAGGAGCACUAAUUAUUCAUGAAUUCCAACAGCCUGAGAGAUUUCCAGUGAAAGUCUUAGAAGGUAUGCAUAACAUAGACAUCCGUGAGUGAGAGAGAGUAUGUGUGUGAACAAGGACAUGUAGUCUGUGCUACAUUUAUCUGUCAGGGAGAGGCAGUGGCUAAUCCCCAUCUCUUAGAGAUUUUAAGAUGGGAACAUGACCAGAUUUUAUCACAGACCCCAAAUCAGACAAGUUUCUUUUGUGCUCUUUUGGUACAUUUACGGUGACUGGGGCACUUAAUGCAGCUUCUGAAAAAAAAGCUGCCUGCUGAGCCCGCUGGGCAGGGGCAAUUUUCCUGCCUAACAUUGUGGAUACUUCUGUUUCGCUUGUUUAUUUUUACACCACGAUACCAUACCCUUCUCUCACCUGACCUCCUUCUAUCUGGGCUGGACCUGCCUGUGCUCUGGCUCCCAGCCUGCCUCCCCCUCCCUCCCUGUCUCUAACACCCCAGGGAACCUGUGUCAGUGUUUGGAAUCCCUAGAUUGCUCUAGCAGUGAAACUAGACAGAUUAGGAGCUGAGGCACAUUUGACGGAAAGGCAGCGCUUUGCUUUCUUCUUACACAGCUUCCCCUUCCUCUUUUCCCAAAUAGAUAUGUAAACACAUGUAUUUUCCUGUUUAAAUUUAGCGAAUUAGUCCUCUGCCUAUGCCUUGAUUUAGCUAUUGAGCUGAGCCUUGCUCCUCCCUUCCCUGCUCGGAUAGGAGCCACUGGGAUCUGGAGCUCGAACUUCCAAAUUGAAGCUGGCCUCAGGCCAGGUGACCUUUUCUUUGCAUCUCCUCUAGUGGGACCCGCCAGCACAUCCAGCAGCACCAUGUGGGUGACCAAGCUUCUGCCAGUCCUGCUGCUGCAGCACGUCCUUCUACACCUCCUCCUGCUUCCCAUCGCCAUCCCCUAUGCAGAAGGACAGAAGAAAAGAAGAAACACACUUCAUGAAUUCAAAAAGUCCUCAAAGACUACUCUAAUUAAAGAAGACCCAUUACUGAAGAUAAAAACCAAAAAAAUGAACUCUGCAGACCAAUGUGCCAACAGAUGUAUUAGGAAUAAAGGACUUCCAUUCACUUGCAAGGCCUUUGUUUUUGAUAAAGCAAGAAAACGAUGCCUUUGGUUCCCUUUCAAUAGCAUGUCAAGUGGAGUGAAAAAAGAAUUUGGCCAUGAAUUUGACCUCUAUGAAAACAAAGACUACAUUAGAAACUGCAUCAUUGGUAAAGGAGGUAGCUACAAGGGAACGGUAUCUAUCACUAAAAGUGGCAUCAAAUGCCAGCCCUGGAAUUCCAUGAUACCACAUGAACACAGCUUUUUGCCUUCGAGCUAUCGCGGUAAAGACCUACAGGAAAACUACUGUCGCAAUCCUCGAGGGGAAGAAGGGGGACCUUGGUGUUUCACGAGCAAUCCAGAGGUACGCUACGAAGUCUGUGACAUUCCUCAGUGUUCAGAAGUUGAAUGCAUGACCUGCAAUGGGGAAAGUUAUCGAGGUCCCAUGGAUCAUACAGAAUCAGGCAAGAUUUGUCAGCGCUGGGAUCAUCAGACACCACACCGGCACAAAUUCUUGCCAGAAAGAUAUCCCGACAAGGGCUUUGAUGAUAAUUAUUGCCGCAAUCCUGAUGGCAAGCCGAGGCCAUGGUGCUAUACUCUUGACCCUGACACCCCUUGGGAGUACUGUGCAAUUAAAAUGUGUGCCCACAGUACUAUGAAUGACACGGAUGUCCCUAUGGAAACAACUGAAUGCAUUCAAAGUCAAGGAGAAGGUUACCGGGGCACUACCAAUACCAUUUGGAAUGGAAUUCCAUGUCAGCGCUGGGAUUCCCAGUAUCCUCACCAGCAUGACAUAACUCCUGAAAAUUUCAAGUGCAAGGACCUAAGAGAAAAUUACUGCCGAAAUCCAGAUGGGGCUGAGUCACCGUGGUGUUUUACCACUGAUCCAAACAUCCGAGUUGGCUACUGCUCCCAAAUUCCAAAAUGUGACGCGUCAAGUGGACAAGAUUGUUAUCGUGGGAAUGGCAAAAAUUAUAUGGGCAAUUUAUCCAAAACACGAUCUGGACUAACAUGUUCGAUGUGGGACAAGAACAUGGAAGAUUUACACCGGCAUAUCUUCUGGGAACCAGAUGCUAGUAAGCUGAAUAAGAAUUACUGCCGGAAUCCUGAUGAUGAUGCCCAUGGUCCCUGGUGUUACACAGGGAAUCCUCUCAUUCCUUGGGAUUACUGCCCUAUUUCUCGUUGUGAAGGCGAUACUACACCUACAAUAGUCAAUUUAGACCAUCCUGUAAUAUCUUGCGCCAAAACAAAACAAUUGCGAGUUGUAAAUGGAAUUCCAACACGAACAAAUGUAGGAUGGAUGGUUAGUUUGAAAUACAGAAAUAAACAUAUCUGCGGAGGAUCAUUGAUAAAGGAAAGUUGGAUUCUUACUGCAAGACAGUGUUUCCCUUCCCGAAACAAAGACUUGAAAGACUAUGAAGCUUGGCUUGGAAUUCAUGAUGUACAUGGAAGAGGAGACGAGAAACGCAAACAGGUUCUAAAUGUUUCCCAGCUGGUAUACGGGCCUGAAGGAUCAGAUCUGGUAUUACUGAAGCUUGCUAGGCCUGCUGUCCUGGAUGAUUUUGUUAGCACAAUUGAUUUACCUAAUUAUGGAUGCACAAUUCCUGAAAAAACUACUUGCAGUGUUUAUGGCUGGGGCUACACUGGAUUGAUCAACUCUGAUGGUCUAUUACGAGUAGCACAUCUCUAUAUUAUGGGCAAUGAGAAAUGCAGCCAGUAUCAUCAAGGGAAGGUGAUUCUGAAUGAGUCUGAAAUAUGUGCUGGGGCUGAAAAUAUUGUAUCAGGACCAUGCGAGGGGGAUUAUGGUGGCCCACUUGUUUGUGAACAACAUAAAAUGAGAAUGGUUCUUGGUGUCAUUGUUCCUGGUCGUGGAUGUGCCAUUCCAAAUCGUCCUGGUAUUUUUGUCCGAGUGGCAUAUUAUGCAAAAUGGAUACACAAAAUUAUAUUAACAUAUAAAGUACCACAGUCAUAGCUGAUGUAACUGUCUGAAGCUUCCAUCAAUACAACUCUAUUUUACGUGAAGAUUUUGAAGUACACGGAAUUAAAAUGUAACUUAAAACAAUCCUACAACAACUACUUGAGUGUCAUGUUUGUUAAGAUACUCAAUAUUUAUGGGUUUAUUUUUGUUUUGUUUGUCAGUGUUAUUUUUGUAAAUGUUGAAGUGAAUUAAGGUACAUGCAAGUGUAGUAACAUAUCUCCUGAAGAUACUUGAAUGGAUUAAAAAAUGCAAAGAUACAAUUGCUGAAUGAUAAAAGAUUUAAUGGAAAAGAUCAAUUAAUCUCUCUCGGCUGCUUUCCAAGGUUAGUUUCUUAAUGAAUAAACCAUAUGUUAAAAAUUAUUUUAACCUCACAAAAACAAUUUAUAUCUUGUGUCCUUAAAUUGUAACUCAAUAUUAAGUUAUAUUAUCAUUCAUAUGCCACACAUUAUUUUUCAUUCAUUUCUCCUCAUCAUGUAUCCUUUAAUACUGGUACACAUACUCUUUACACAAACAUGUACCCAUAUGCGAAUGCCUGGGUACAUAUGUGCAUGCACUAGAAUUCAAAUUGUGGAUAUCUAAUGUAACCCCUAAAUAUAAUGAAAUUGUGUACCAAUAGUUUUUCCUUAAGAAAAAGAUAAAAAUUUCUAAAGACCAGUAGAAGUAUUAUGGAAAGGUACAAGAUAGAAGUGACUAGAUCAUUGUCUGCACAUAAUCUGCACAUGACUUCUACUGGUUGACAAAAUUAAGUAACACCUAACCUAGGUGUUUACAUAUAUUUAUUGUCCUAGUUAUUUUAUGUAAUUUCUAAUUCUUAGAGGGAAGAUACUAUUAUAUCUAUUAGUAUUAUUUCUUUCCUUCAAAUUUAUGGACACAUUUAUGCAAGAUACUUUUAGAUCUUUUUUCCUGAAGUAUUUAAAAAAUUCUUACAUAACUGUCUAAUUGAAGUUUAAAAGUGUUUUGGUCUUUAAAAUGUAUUACAUAGGUUAACUCUAAAACUUGCUGCUGAUUGGCCUCUCUCUCACUUUCUUUAAAUUGAAAUAAAUACAUAAAAGGAAGUUUUUCAUAUGUCUCCAAAAUUUGUAAAUAGCCUCUCAUCAAAUUAUACAUUAAAGUAUAUACUGAAGAAGGAUACAAGAAUACUUUUCUCAAUCCAAAAGUCUUUCAGCCUGAUAAAACUUUACUCAAGUAAAGGAAACAAUGUAAAAGGAAAGGAAAAAAAGUAGCUUGUUUAAACUUUGUAUUCAAUUAUUUUUUUAAGUACAGUUAAAUCUGCUGAAUGAGAUAUUUGACCAAGAUAUCUUCAUUUUAUCUUACUUCAUUUUACAUAGAUAUAUCUUAAUGCCAUGAGAAAUAUUCAAAUUUUAUAUUCUGUAUAAUAAGCAAAUUGUCAUAUUUAUUACUGUAUUAAUCAAGAUUAACUAAAGAUCAUGUAUUUGUCAAGAAAUUAGGUAACAAAGAGUAAUGGGAUAGCCUCUGAAUUUUCACAAAAUCUUCCUGUACGAAAGUUCUUUUAAAGUACUUAUUUGAAUAUUUUCAAUCCAGUAUUUCCAUUUCUCUGACUUGUUUUGGUUGAGUGAUCUCAAUUAAGUCCAGGGAUCCAAAUGAUGGUCUAAAAGCUCCAUAAGACCCUGUUCAUUCUUGACUGAAAAAGUUUUAGGUUUACUCAAGAGCUUAGUCUACAGAGUAUAGGGCAGCAAGUCCAGAAAUGCUUUUCCAAAUUGGGCCAUUUUACUUAUUUAUAAUAAGGUAUGUGCUGGUAUUAAGAAACAGUGAAAGCAAAGAGAGAUCCAACAAGAUCAAAACACAAAAAUUAUAAUUACAAUCAAAACACAGAAAUUUCAAAGGCAUAUUGUCCAAAUAUUACAGUACUUUCAGUUACUUCUUGCUAAACUGGCAAGAGUUUAUUGUCACAUAUUAAUAUUUGUAAAACAUUUAUAAAAUUAUAAUUCUUUUGAAUACUCAUAUUUUAAAAUAUUUCUUUCAUUUCUUUUUUCUAAAUUUCGACUGAGAGAUAAGAAUUACGUAGAUACAAAAUGCAGCUAACUGUAUAGACAUUUUGAACUCAGUGUCUUCCAUUUUAUUAAAGGGUAAAAACAAGACCACCAAUAAACUAUCAGAUGUGUAUGAAAACUUCUUUGGGAGUUUCUUUUCCAAUAGGAGAUUGGUGGAAUAGACAAUAAAAGCAAGAUGAACAAGACCCAUAUUAUUUUAGGUGGUACACACAGGGAAUAAUCAUGUUAUUUUCUCUAGUGAUAUAUACUGUUUCCUGGACAUUCUUUUUUAAUAAACUACAGAAACUAAAAAAUCCAGUGUACCCAAAAAUCCAUUUCAAGUUAUGGGCAAAAGAAUCUUUUAAAUUAGACGUUUUCAAUGUUAUUUUGUUUUGGCUGUUUGAAUAAUGGUUUUUGCUGUUGUAAUUGUGGACAUUUUCUUAUGUCUACCAGGAAUAGUAAUGUAAAAUUAAAAUAUCUGUCAUAAUGCCUCUGCUGUGCAGAAGGGAUGAUAAUCCUUUUGUAUACUUCUUUAAUUUUAUUGUAAAAUGUAUAAUGACUUUGGCCUAUUUUCUGUGGGCAGGUCCUCAGUAAAAUGGUUUAUAAUGAGUCAGUCUCUAGUAUUAACAGGCUCUUGCUUGCUAUCUAAGUGUUUCAAACUAAGGGGAAUGUGAGACACUGGAAGGCAAGAAAUAUAACAAUAAUGACACGUGAUAGCAAAAUUGUAUUUCACUUAUUCCUGUGAAUAUUUCUUGUUGGUACCAAUGGUACUGUACAAAGUGAAUGUUAUAGCCACAACAUUCUCUUGGACAAAAAAACACUGUCAAGAGGUGAGAAACUGCUGUUAGGCAUUUUCUUGCUGUUUCAAAACAUUUUUAAAAAGGAAUACUGGUUUUGAAAUAUAAGGAUCAUGAGCAAAAGAAUUUUGGUAAAACUAAAAAUCUUUAAAUUGACUUAACUGAAGUCCAAAAAAAGAAAUACUUUCAAUCAAUUAUAUCCCAUAUUUAUAGACAAACUCAUUUGAGAAAUAAAGUUAAUUUGAAUAAGAAGACAUAGUCUUUAUGUAAAUAAAUUACUUCUCACAAUAAAGCCCAGACAGAAGUUAUCUUUCAAUGUUCACUGAAUUUUGAACUAAGAAUUUACUAAUAAACAAUGUUAAAAUUCUCGGGACCCUGUAAAUCUUGACAGUGUAAUUUUAAGUAAGUUCAUUUCCAUUUGCACAGAAAGUUUCUGUCUUUAGGAAACUGAAAAUGGAAUACUGUGGAUGUUAUGACUCUUUGUCUUGUGUGUAUAUAGGAAAUUGAUAAGCUGCCUAUUGAGUGGUAUAGCUGGAUGCUUACCCAAAAAGGGAACACUGUGGUUAUGACGUGUACAUAAAUUUUCUGUAGUUAAUAAAGUUGUUAUUUUUAUAACCAUGAUUAUAUUCUUCUUCUUCUUCUUAAUAAUAAUAAAAUAUUUCAUCAAAA
Messenger RNA from Camelus dromedarius (Arabian camel), 6515 nucleotides. It is a transcript of the gene HGF, whose product is annotated as hepatocyte growth factor. The record is from RefSeq and is a predicted model, not a curated record. The transcript is spliced from 19 exons. NCBI's taxonomy places the organism in Eukaryota, Metazoa, Chordata, Mammalia, Artiodactyla, Camelidae. Gene Ontology annotation, biological process: proteolysis; negative regulation of apoptotic process; hepatocyte growth factor receptor signaling pathway. Bases 860 to 3052 code for a protein of 730 amino acids. Gene Ontology annotation, molecular function: serine-type endopeptidase activity; signaling receptor binding.